This is a messenger RNA of Trichoderma aggressivum f. europaeum, 3141 nucleotides long. RefSeq lists its product as uncharacterized. The transcript has 5 exons. Gene Ontology annotation, biological process: DNA replication; DNA repair. Gene Ontology annotation, cellular component: nucleus; DNA replication factor C complex. Gene Ontology annotation, molecular function: DNA binding; ATP hydrolysis activity; ATP binding. NCBI's taxonomy places the organism in Eukaryota, Fungi, Ascomycota, Sordariomycetes, Hypocreales, Hypocreaceae. The coding region runs from base 1 to 3141 and encodes 1046 amino acids. The record is from RefSeq and is a predicted model, not a curated record.
AUGCCUGAUAUCCGAUCGUUCUUCGCGCCAAAGGGUGGUGCUGCCCCCAAACCUGCGGCCGCCAAACCAGAGCCACCGGCGGCCAAGGGCAAACGAGGAAAGGGCCGGAAAGUUGUUGAAGAUAGCGAUGAUGAAGUUGUAGAAGAGAAGAAGCCUACGCCGAAACCGGCGGCAAAGAAAAGAGAGACGGAGCCCAAAGGCGUAGCGAUAUCCGCCGACGACUACUUUGCUUCAUCGAAAGAUUCUAAACCAGUCAAGGCAUCUCAAACACCCAAGAAGAGUAGCAGCAAAAUCGUUAUCGAGGCCGAAGUUCCCGUUAGAUCCAGUCCUCGCAAGAAACCCAUGGCAAAGCCGGCGGCCCCUGAGGAUGAGGAUGAGGAUGCAGCUCCUCGAUCGAAAAAGGCUAGGACUUCGUAUAAAGCUCCUCCUGUUGACGAUGAUGACGACGUAUAUAUGGAUGACGGUGAUGAGGAUGGGGAUGACAUCUUUGCUGCUGACGCUAAGGGUCGUAAUAAGCGCAAAACCGAUGAUUAUGAGGAGGAAGAAUCAGAAGACGAAGUUCUACCAAAAUCCAAACGGCUUGCCUCACGAGGACGACCUGCUUCUGCCAAGAAGACUGAAGAGAAGCCAACUACCAAGGCUGCAUCAGCUAGUAAGAAGCGAAAGUCACCAGAGCAGGAAUCAGAUGACGAAGAAGAAGAGCUACCGAGAAAGAAACCUACAGCUGCAAGCAAGCCACGAGCACCAAGGGCAAAGAAAGCAGACGAACCCGAGGACGAGGACAUUCAGAACAUUCUUGACAGCGUAGCCACUGUGAGAGCGCCAACACCACCACCAAAAGAUCCCAAUGCGAAAUUCGACUGGAGGAAAGCUGCUUCAGGGGGAGGUAAUGCCGCUGCUGCGCCUACCCUUCCGGCCGGCGAACUUCCAGAAGGCGAAGAGGAGUGUCUCAGCGGAUUGACUUUUGUUUUCACUGGCGUGUUGCAAACCAUUGGCCGCGAUGAAGCUCAAGCACUAGUGAAGCGAUAUGGCGGCAAAGUUACUGGCCAACCCAGUAGCAAAACAAGUUUCGUCGUGCUUGGAGGAGAUGCUGGGCCAUCCAAACUAGCCAAAAUCAAGGCAAACGGCAUCAAGACAAUCGAUGAGAAUGGCCUCUUUGAUCUGAUCCGCAAGCUUCCACCGUUUGGCGGCACCGGCAAGGGUGCUCAGAAGGCGCAAGAAAAGAAAAAAGCGGAAGAAGAAAAGGUAAAGAAGCAGGUUGCUGAAAUGGAGGCAGAAGAGAAAGCCAAGAAGCUAGAAGCGGAGAAAGCGGCGAAGAAACUGGCUGCAUCCCGGGGCCCGACAAGCAGUGCACCCGUUGAGCCUGCAAAGGCACCCGAUAUGCUUCUUACUUCUAAAUACGCCCCGACACAGUUGAAUCACAUAUGCGGCAAUAAGGCGCAGGUGGAAAAGAUCCAGAAUUGGCUUCGAAACUGGCCAAAGUCCAAGAAGUACAAUUUUCAGAAACGAGGCGCUGAUGGCAUGGGAGGCGAGCGAGCCAUCAUUAUCUCUGGCCCCCCCGGCAUUGGGAAAACUACAGCAGCACACCUGGCAGCUAAGCUUGAAGGUUACGAUGUAUUGGAGAGCAAUGCUAGUGACACUCGUAGCAAGAAGCUUGUCGAGGCCGGUGUUAGCGAUGUUAUGAACAACACGUCCCUGCUGGGAUUUUUCGCAGGAGAUGGAAAAUCUGUGGACACCACCAAGAAGAAGAUUGUGCUCAUCAUGGACGAAGUUGAUGGCAUGUCGGCUGGUGAUCGCGGCGGAGUUGGCGCCCUGGCCAAGUUCUGCCGGAAAACGGAGGUGCCUUUGAUCCUGAUCUGCAACGAGCGAAGACUGCCAAAGAUGAAGCCUUUCGACCACGCCGCGUUUGAUAUAAGAUUCAACCGUCCGACGGUCGACCAGGUCCGCUCUCGAAUCAUGACGAUUUGCCAUCGAGAAGGCCUGAAACUGCCUCCUCCAGUUGUUGAUGCUCUCAUUGAGGGUAGUAACAAAGAUAUUCGCCAAAUCAUCAACAUGAUUUCCACAGCAAAGCUCGACCAAUCGUCCAUGAGCUUUGACCAAACCAAGGCCAUGUCAAAGGCAUGGGAAAAGCAUGUUGUCUUGAAACCUUGGGAUAUCUGCCAGAAGAUGCUUGCCGGUGGCCUAUUUGCUCCCGCCAGCAAAGCAACGCUCAAUGACAAGAUUGAACUUUACUUCAAUGACCACGAGUUCAGUUUCCUCAUGAUACAGGAGAACUACCUCCGCACCAAGCCCAUGGCCCUGAGCGGUUCGGGGUAUAGCGGCAGAGAGGCUACUUUGAAAGCUCUUGAGCUCUUUGAUCAAGCAGCAGAAAGCAUUAGCGACGGCGACUUGGUGGACCGCAUGAUCCAUGGACCGCAACAGCAAUGGAGUCUGAUGCCUACGCAUGCUGUUUUUAGUACUGUGCGACCUGCCAGCUUCAUUGCUGGCCAAUUGAUGGGAUCCAACUUUACUUCUUGGCUUGGAAAUCACAGCAAAACUGGAAAAUUGGGCCGGUAUAUUCGGGAAGUUCACUCUCACAUGCGACUCAAGUCAUCUGGAGACCACAACGAAGUCCGACAAGAGUACCUGCCGCUCCUUUGGUCUCAAACGGUGGAUCGACUGCAGAAGGAGGGGAAUGAAGCGGUGGGAGAAGUUAUUGAGUUGAUGGACAGCUAUUACCUCACUCGGGAAGACUUUGACGCUAUCCAAGAGCUCGCAGUUGGUCCCAUGAAUGAGGAGAAUGUCACUAUCGAGUCCAAGACAAAGGCUGCUUUCACCCGAACAUACAAUGCCAUGACUCAUCCAUUGCCGUUCAUCAAGGCCACCAAUGUUUUUGCGCCAAAGAGGCAGACUAAAGACGCGCCAGACUUGGAAGAAGCCAUCGAAGAGGAAGACGACGCCGAGCUGCUGGAGGCACCGGAUGCUGACGAAGAUGACGAAGUUGACCUCAAGAAAGACAAAUAUAUCAAACAGCCCAAGGUUAAGAAGCCAUCAAAGAAGACGGCAAAGGUCGACACUGGAGAUGACGACACUACAGACUCAAAGCCAAAGGGCCGCGCCAAGGCCAGGGCAUCCGGAGCCAGAGGAAAAGCAAAGAAAUAA